GAUGGCGUCAGCGGCUUCGCCCUGGGGACUCUGAAGGGCGAUUCUGACUUGGGACUUGAGCACAGCCUGGGACCUGAGCUGAGACAGAGCCAGGAUGUCUCAAUGGAAUCAAGUCCAACAGUUAGAAAUGAAGUUUUUGGAGCAAGUAGAUCAAUUCUAUGACGACAACUUUCCUAUGGAAAUUCGACAUCUGCUGGCCCAGUGGAUUGAAAAUCAGGACUGGGAGGCAGCUUCUAACAAUGAAACCAUGGCAACAAUUCUUCUUCAAAACUUGUUAAUACAACUGGAUGAACAGUUAGGUCGUGUUUCCAAAGAGAAAAACCUGCUCUUGAUACACAAUCUAAAAAGAAUUAGGAAAGUCCUCCAGGGAAAAUUUCAUGGAAAUCCAAUGCACGUAGCUGUGGUUAUUUCAAAUUGUUUAAGGGAAGAAAGGAGAAUAUUGGCUGCAGCCAACAUGCCUGUCCAGGGACCCUUGGAGAAAUCCUUACAAAGUUCAUCAGUUUCAGAAAGACAGAGGAAUGUGGAGCACAAAGUGGCUGCCAUUAAAAACAGUGUGCAGAUGACAGAACAAGACACCAAAUACUUAGAAGACCUGCAAGAUGAAUUUGACUACAGGUAUAAAACAAUUCAGACAAUGGAUCAGGGAGACAAGAACAGUGCCCUGCUGAACCAGGAAGUUUUGACACUUCAAGAGAUGCUAAACAGCCUCGACUUCAAGAGAAAGGAAGCCCUCAGUAAGAUGACACAAAUAGUAAAUGAAACAGACUUGUUAAUGAACAACAUGCUAAUAGAAGAGCUGCAAGACUGGAAGAGGCGGCAGCAAAUCGCCUGCAUCGGAGGUCCACUCCAUAAUGGGCUCGACCAGCUUCAGAACUGCUUUACACUGUUGGCAGAAAGUCUUUUCCAACUCAGAAGGCAAUUGGAGAAAUUAGAGGAGCAAUCUACCAAAAUGACCUAUGAGGGUGACCCCAUCCCACUGCAAAGAACACCCCUGCUAGAAAGAGCCACCUUCUUGAUCUACAACCUUUUCCGGAACUCAUUUGUGGUUGAACGACAACCAUGCAUGCCAACUCACCCUCAGAGGCCAAUGGUGCUUAAAACCCUCAUUCAGUUCACCGUAAAAUUAAGACUACUAAUAAAAUUGCCAGAGCUAAACUAUCAGGUAAAGGUUAAAGCUUCGAUUGACAAGAAUGUUUCAACUCUAAGCAAUCGGAGAUUUGUCCUUUGUGGAACUCAUGUCAAAGCCAUGUCAAUUGAAGAAUCUUCCAAUGGCAGCCUCUCAGUAGAGUUUCGACAUUUGCAACCUAAGGAAAUGAAGUCCAGUGCUGGAAGCAAAGGAAAUGAGGGCUCUCACAUGGUGACUGAAGAGCUUCAUUCCAUAACUUUUGAGACACAGAUCUGCCUUUAUGGCCUAACAAUAGAUUUGGAGACCAGCUCAUUACCUGUGGUGAUGAUUUCCAAUGUCAGUCAGUUACCUAAUGCUUGGGCAUCCAUCAUUUGGUACAAUGUGUCAACCAAUGAUUCCCAGAACUUGGUUUUCUUUAAUAAUCCUCCAUCUGUCACUUUGAGUCAACUUCUGGAAGUGAUGAGCUGGCAGUUUUCAUCAUAUGUCGGUCGUGGCCUUAAUUCAGACCAACUCAAUAUGCUGGCAGAGAAGCUUACAGUCCAAGCUAGCUACAGUGAUGGACACCUCACCUGGGCCAAGUUCUGCAAGGAACACUUACCAGGCAAAUCUUUUACCUUUUGGACAUGGCUUGAAGCAAUAUUGGAUCUAAUUAAAAAACACAUUCUUCCCCUUUGGAUUGAUGGGUAUAUCAUGGGCUUUGUUAGCAAAGAGAAGGAACGGCUGUUGCUAAAGGAUAAAAUGCCUGGAACCUUUUUAUUAAGAUUCAGUGAAAGUCACCUUGGAGGAAUAACUUUCACCUGGGUGGACCAUUCCGAAAAUGGAGAAGUGAGAUUCCACUCUGUAGAACCUUACAAUAAAGGCCGGUUGUCUGCUCUGCCAUUUGCCGAUAUCCUUCGAGACUACAAGGUUAUUAUGGCUGAAAACAUUCCUGAAAACCCCCUGAAGUAUCUAUAUCCUGACAUUCCCAAAGACAAAGCCUUCGGUAAACACUACAGCUCCCAGCCAUGUGAAGUUUCAAGACCAACAGAAAGGGGUGACAAAGGUUAUGUUCCUUCUGUUUUUAUCCCCAUCUCCACAAUCCGAAGUGAUUCAACCGAGCCACAUUCUCCAUCAGACCUUCUGCCCAUGUCUCCAGGUGUUUAUGCAGUGCUGAGAGAAAACCUAAGUCCCACAACAAUUGAAACUGCAAUGAAGUCUCCAUAUUCUGCUGAAUGACAGGAUGAACUGUGACACCCAAAACAAGGAAACGAAUAAAAAGUUUAAAGACUGAUCUUUGCCAGCAAUUAAAUCUGAUUUCUUCAGCUUUGUACAAAACAGUUUCCAGAAAAUGGUUGAAGCCUGAAGCUCACCUCUCACUAACAUGGCACCCCAGUUGGGAGCCCCACGGUUGGAAUGUUAAAAACCAAAGCUUCAGAUACACUUGUGAGAGAAGGCAACGUUAAGAAACCAGUGUUAAUGUCAAUAUAACUAUCCAUAGGCAUCUCAUUUGCACGUAUUUGUUUCACCUCUGAUUUUGUUUCUCAGGUAUUACUUAUGAUUUGGGUUUCUGUUAAGACUUCAGGAUGGGUCGGGAAUAACAAAGCCAAACCUUCAUUAUUCGAAAACCGGCAGGAUGGCCUGAGGGAAAAGGCAAACAAGCCAGUGUCCUGAGUUCUAGAAGGUAAAGGUCAUCACUCUAGAUCAACAGUGGAAGGAAUGAUGGGGUGGCAACAGCAGCGGAUCCCAGAGUGUCCAGGGGUGUACUAAGAAGCCUCUUGAUUGUCAUGUCAACAUUGCGCCAACCAAACACUUCAGGAUUCAUAGUUCCUGGUGCCACUAUCAGGGUCACCUUUCUCAUUACGGUGGAAGGAUCCAGAUUCUUCCUUGGUGCUAUCUUAGGCAAAUCACACUAUUAUGGGCAUUGAAAAAAGAUGCAUGGGUAAAAAAUCUCAUGGAAAUGAGGAAUGGGAAUAGGAUAGCAACUAUGGCCUUGGGUGAAUGAUUUCAUCUCUGGGUCGCACAUUCUUCAUGUUUAGAAGGGGUUGAACCAGGAAGGCUCUCUGUUCCUUUCCUGUUCUAAUAGUCUCUGAUCCCAAGAAUCCAACCUGAGCUUAGGGAGAGGGGUUUAAGAUGAGAAGUCUCAUCCCUACAGAUUUCUCUGGUGAGGAGGGGAGGGGUACGCUGUUUACUGGAUGGUAAUGUAUAUAUAUAAGCUGCGGGUGUUUUGGUCUUUCCUCCCCUUAACUGGUUGCUUAGUGGUGCCACUGCCCAGUGGCUUCCCUUGGUAAUGGUGUUUUGGUUUGCUAAAGCUGCUGGAAUGCAACAUGCCAGAAAUUGGUUGGCUUUUACAAUGGGGAUUUAUUAACUUACAAAUUUACAGUUCUAAGGCCAUG
Choloepus didactylus (southern two-toed sloth) is the source of this 3498-nucleotide messenger RNA. RefSeq names its product signal transducer and activator of transcription 4 (gene STAT4). Gene Ontology annotation, biological process: regulation of transcription by RNA polymerase II; response to peptide hormone; cytokine-mediated signaling pathway. Bases 95 to 2341 code for a protein of 748 amino acids. Gene Ontology annotation, molecular function: DNA-binding transcription factor activity, RNA polymerase II-specific; RNA polymerase II cis-regulatory region sequence-specific DNA binding. The transcript has 24 exons. Lineage: Eukaryota; Metazoa; Chordata; Mammalia; Pilosa; Megalonychidae. The record is from RefSeq and is a predicted model, not a curated record.